This is a messenger RNA of Lasiosphaeria miniovina, 2472 nucleotides long. RefSeq lists its product as uncharacterized. The record is from RefSeq and is a predicted model, not a curated record. NCBI's taxonomy places the organism in Eukaryota, Fungi, Ascomycota, Sordariomycetes, Sordariales, Lasiosphaeriaceae. Bases 1 to 2472 code for a protein of 823 amino acids. The transcript is spliced from 3 exons. Gene Ontology annotation, molecular function: triacylglycerol lipase activity. Gene Ontology annotation, biological process: lipid metabolic process.
AUGGCUGAACGAGACGGGCCGCCCAAGGUCGAGGUGCCUGCCAAAAGUUACGGCUUCCCGCCCGAGGCAUUUGACUGGUCACGGCUGCCUGACUUUGACACCAAUUUCCUGCCUCCAGAGCAUCUCGAAGCCUUCAUCCAAGCCCUUGCGGCGCCCGAUCCGGUCCAGUCGCCAGACGAAGCCGCCGGCUCCCGCUUCAGCAGUCCGGCCCUGAACCUCACCCGCACUCCGAGCGGCUUCGGCCUCCUCCGGCGCGGCUCGACUCCUCCGUUGAACCAGCAAGAUGACGACCAUGCGCAGGCUACGGCUGUUGCUGCCGCCGCCUCAGCCGCCGACGCCACCGGCACCCGCCCCCAGCCAAGCCCCCGUUCUUCCAGCCUGUUCAUCACGGCGCAAAGCGACUGGGCCCCGGUCCACGAGAAGGUGCUCGGCAGCAAACGCUCCGAGCGCCGCCGCCACCGCGACCGCCAGAAAAAGCGCCGCCCCGGCAACAAGCUCAGCCCGCUCCAGAUCCUCAUGGGCACCCGCUCCAAGGACGAGACGCGCGAGGGCUACCUGUACAGCCUGCUGAAAUGGCCCUUCCUCGUCAUUGUCGGCGCCUGGCUGCUGGGUCUCUCGCUCGCAUACCUGGCCACCCGCUCGUACAUAUACCUUUACGAGCAGUUUGUUGCGUGGCGGGGCCAGCGCGAGCGCCUCCGCCGCGCCAUGCGCGCCACGGGGAGCUAUCCCGACUGGGUCACGGCUGCCCGCCAGAUGGACGACUUCUUUGAGAAUGGCGAGUGGAGAAAGGAGAACGAGUACGCUUACUACGAUAGCACAACCGUGAGGAGGGUAUGGGGCCAGAUGAGGAAGUGCAGGGAGAAGGCCGAGGCUGCUGAAAGGGAGGCCUUGAGCCCCGAUCCCGAGAACCGGAAGCCCGUCGAGGAUCUCAAGGCCCUCAUCGAGGCCUGCGUGAAGAACAACUUUGUCGGCAUUGAAAACCCGCGGUUAUACAGCCAGACAUACUACGGCACCAAGAACCUGGUCCAGAACUUUGUCGACGAGGUCGAAAGGAGUCUCAAGUUUCUAAUUAACACGAAACAGCUCUCCAACGAGGAGAAGAGGAUCAUGUUUAAGGGCACAUUCGCCAACUUUGGCCGGAGCGCACUGUGCCUGUCGGGCGGGGCCACCUUCGCAUAUUACCACCUGGGCGUCGUCAAGGCCCUGUUGGACGAGGACCACUUGCCCGACAUCAUCACGGGCACGAGCGGAGGAGCGCUAGUGGCGGCCCUCGUGGCGACGCGGACGAACGAGGAGCUAAAGGAGCUCCUGGUGCCCGCCCUCGCCCACCAAAUCACAGCCUGCCGGGAACCCUUUAUGGUCUGGGCCCGCCGCUGGUGGAUGACGGGGGCGCGGUUCGACUCGGUCGACUGGGCCAAGCAGUGCGCGUGGUGGACGCGGGGGUCGAUGACAUUCCGCGAAGCCUACGAACGCACCGGCCGCAUCCUCAACGUGUCCUGCAUCCCGGCCGACCCGCACUCCCCUACGAUUCUCUGCAACUACCUGACGAGCCCCGACUGCGUCAUUUGGUCGGCCGUGCUCGCGUCAGCCGCCGUGCCGGGCAUUCUGAACCCGGUGGUGCUGAUGAUGAAGACACGCAGCGGGACGCUGGUGCCCUACUCGUUCGGACACAAGUGGAAAGACGGGUCUCUGCGCACCGACAUCCCGAUCAAGGCGUUGAACCUGCACUUCAACGUCAACUUCACCAUCGUCAGCCAGGUGAACCCGCACAUCAGCCUCUUCUUCUUCUCGUCGCGCGGCUCCGUAGGCUCGCCCGUGACGCACCGCAAGGGCCGCGGCUGGCGCGGCGGCUACCUGGGGUCAGCCGUCGAGCAGUACAUCAAGCUCGACCUAACCAAGUGGCUGCGCGUGCUGCGCCAGCUUGAGCUUCUGCCGCGGCCGCUAGGCCAGGACUGGUCGCAGCUCUGGCUGCAGCAGUUUGGCGGCACCGUGACCAUCUGGCCCAAGGGAAUCUUGUCCGACUUUCUGUAUAUCCUCAGCGACCCGCCGCCGGCACGCCUGGCCCGCAUGAUCCACGAGGGCCGCCAGAGUGCCUUCCCCAAGCUCAAGUUCAUCGCCAACCGCCUCAAGGUCGAGCGCAUGGUCGAGCAGGGGCGCCGCGCCACGCGCCCCGCCGUCCGCCGCGGCAGCAUCGAGAGCAUCCUGAGCGAGGACGACCUGCGCAGCCUCAUGCGCAAGCAGCGCACCUGCGGCCCCCGCGACGGCAUGAGCACCGGCGCCGGGAGCGCCACCAGCGCGACGGGCACCGAGGACGACUACGACGACUUUCUGACCGACGUCGAAGGCUCGACCACCGUCGACGACAACGGCUGCGUGGCUGCAGCCGCUGCUGGCGGGGUCGAGAUGGCCGCGAGGAAGCCGGCCACGCCCGUCGGCUUGGCUGUCACGGGGCUGGAGAAGGGCUCGCUUUGA